AAACGUCUACCCACCAUUUGCAGGGGCAGCAACCGCCCUGCAGAACUAUUGAGGGUAUGCUGGCUUGAAGUGAGCGGUAGUGUCCCCAUAGGCAGCGUACCACCUGGAACCAAGUACAGAAUUACCUUCCAAAUAUCCUUGAAAUCCGAUGCAUUUGGAUGGAAUGACUCUCCCGUUUAUGUGAUGGCUAAGUUUGGGAAGGAAGGAAAGUACAGUUGGAAGAAAAUAUCGCUGCAAGCUCACUAUUCACAGCCAACCAGUAUCCCCUCAACUGAGGGCCUAGAGAUUGAAACCGAAGAUGCAAAUGAUACCAUUUACUUUGGCCUAUAUGAUAUAUGGACUGGGCACUGGAAGGGAGGAUUACAACUUCAUAAUGUCACGGUUGAACAAAUCAAUAAUAUACAGUAAUGGGCGGCAGUACCCAGAAAGCAAAUCAAUAAU
Vitis riparia (riverbank grape) is the source of this 441-nucleotide messenger RNA. RefSeq names its product protein PHLOEM PROTEIN 2-LIKE A9-like. The annotation marks the transcript as partial. NCBI's taxonomy places the organism in Eukaryota, Viridiplantae, Streptophyta, Magnoliopsida, Vitales, Vitaceae. The transcript has a single exon. The record is from RefSeq and is a predicted model, not a curated record.